Messenger RNA from Papilio machaon (common yellow swallowtail), 2006 nucleotides. It is a transcript of the gene Taz, whose product is annotated as tafazzin. Gene Ontology annotation, molecular function: 1-acylglycerophosphocholine O-acyltransferase activity. The record is from RefSeq and is a predicted model, not a curated record. The transcript is spliced from 6 exons. Bases 248 to 1099 code for a protein of 283 amino acids. Lineage: Eukaryota; Metazoa; Arthropoda; Insecta; Lepidoptera; Papilionidae. Gene Ontology annotation, cellular component: mitochondrial membrane. Gene Ontology annotation, biological process: cardiolipin acyl-chain remodeling; inner mitochondrial membrane organization.
AAGCGAAUGGUUGGUAGAUGGCUACACAGUGUUAUGUCUUUUUCACAUUAAUUAAUCAAUGUCAGAUACAGCAAUGUCAUUUGAUUUCAUAUCAUAUCGAAGUGGCACAAGUGCUUAUUGGUGGGUGUCGAAGAGGUGUUGGAUUUUAUGAGUUUGAUGAGAGGAAGCAUGUUAAUGUAGUGGAAGCGAGCGGUGCCGAGCAGAGGUCAACGACGGCGGUCGGCGGAGAGCCGCGUCUGCACGCAGCAUGGGCUACGACAUCGGGUGGAUCAUCCCGAGGCUGCGCAACCCGGGCCGCCUGUGGACGUGUGCUAGCUCCAUCACGGUAGCGGUCGUUGGAUUAUUUAGUAAAAUUAUUAUUGAGUUCCUGAACAAGACGACGGUGCACAACCGCGAGGCGCUGGCCCGCGCCGUGCGCCGCCCGCCCGGCGUGCCCCUGCUCACCGUCUCCAACCACCACUCGUGCUUCGACGACCCCGGCCUCUGGGGCGUGCUGGAGGCGCGCACGCUGCUGAGCCGCGCGCGCAUGCGCUGGGCGCUGGCGGCGCACGACAUCUGCUUCACGAACGCGCUGCACGCCUGCUUCUUCGCGCUGGGCAAGUGCGUGCCCGUGGUGCGCGGCGCCGGAGUGCACCAGCCCGCGAUGGACUUCUGCGUGGAGCGACUGGCGCAGGGCGAGUGGGUGCACAUCUUCCCCGAGGGUCGCGUCAACGUCGACAAAGAGAACAUCAGGUUCAAGUGGGGCGUGGGGCGGCUGGUGGCGGAGAGCUGGGCGCGCGGCCGCACGCCGCUCGUGCUGCCCGUGUGGCACGAGGGCCUCGACCGCGUGCUGCCCAACGUGGAGCCCUACCGGCUGCGUCUGCGCAAGCGCCUGCAGCUCUGCGUCGGCGAGCCCAUUGCGCUCGCGCCGCUGCUGCACAGUUUGCAGACCGCCAACGCCUCCGAGGAGGAGACGCGCCGCGUCGUCACCGAGCGCAUCCAGCUCGAGCUGCAUCGUCUGCGAGACGCCGCGCGCGCCCUCCUGCCCGCCGCGCCCACCGCGCCCACCGCGCCCAUCGCCCGCAUGCGCAACGGUAUCGAGCGCGACAAGGACGCCUAGGCCGGCCGCGCCCACACACAUAUCCUUCUAAGCACAAAUGACGCGCAGCAACAGACGGACCUUUGUAUUUACAAAUCAACCGCUUCAAGUCACUUUUUUAUGAUAAUAAGUUAUUCAGUGUCCAGUGAGUGCAGUUCCGAGUCACGUGUCCCCUCCCCUGUAUAUACCUCUCCAGAGAUUUUAGCUCACUUUUGUAUAUUUUUGUAAGGUUCGCUCCAUCUCCGACGCCAUGCCCACUUUUAUAUGACACUUUGAUAUUUUUAUAGUUAUAUUUAUGUAUAAUAAAAAACAUGAUCACGUGACGCACUCGUUACAAUUAUUGUAUUCAGUCGUGGGGAGUGGAGUGAUGUGGAGGAGGUGAGGAGGUGAGGAGGUGAAGGAGGUGGUGACGUGUAGACAACAGUGUACGUGUAUGUGUAUAUUGUGAAUGUCCAACUUCAAUUUUUGAUGUUGUUUGUAUUUUAGAUGCAAGUAUUUUUAUGAGUCACUUGAGACAUAUAACGUCGGGCGGGCAAGUAGAGAGCGGGAAUGUUGUACCGCGGAGCUGACACACGCCGAGUGCGUCUCGCGACCGCGAACACAUCUUCACUUUAAAAACAUAUUGUCAUCCCUCUAACUGUGGCUCGACCCUGAACAAGUAGAGUCCACAGAGCGCCACAAGUUAGUAGGAAUGAUAACCAUUGAUGGUCAGAGUCCGCCUCGAGUAUGUAUGUGUUGUGUUCGCUUUAAGGGUUCACGUAUUUUUAUUAAGGAAAUAAAUCAAUGGAUCUUUUUACGACGGCUUUUAUUGAUCUCCUUGCAAUUGCCUAUGAUUACUAUGUUCCUAAUGUCCUUUGCCGAAUGAUCAAAGUCCGUAGCUGUAUCACCUCGAGCUGACAGAUCACACACACACACACUGCAGCUUUGC